This is a messenger RNA of Darwinula stevensoni, 5301 nucleotides long. The record is from the annotation of a GenBank genome assembly. NCBI's taxonomy places the organism in Eukaryota, Metazoa, Arthropoda, Ostracoda, Podocopida, Darwinulidae.
AUGCUCAUAGAUGAGAGAAAAACGUCAGAAAUGCAGAAUGGGAAGCAAGCCACGCUCUUUGAAGCUUGGGCAAGGGGCGAGAAUAGAUCAUCAUCGCAACGAUCCCGAGAAUCGGCAGAUUUUGGGGAUCCUGAUGAUGACGAUGCCCUUCUCGCUAUGGUUCUUGACAAGAGUCUUAGGGAACACGAGGAAGCGGAAGCAAGGAAGAAACGAGGAAAAGAAACAGAGCCGCGACCAGGCCCGUCGGGUAUAUGCAAAAGUGCCCAACCUGCCCACAGUGAUUGUGGACAACCAGAGGAAAUCUUGCCUGGAUUCGACACUUAUGCAGGGAGGACUUGGAUCUACCCCACUAACUAUCCGCUCCGAGAGUAUCAAUUCACCAUCACACAAGCGGCACUCUUCCAAAACACACUCGUCUGCCUCCCUACUGGUCUGGGAAAGACCUUUAUAGCGGCAGUGGUGAUGUACAAUUUCUACCGCUGGUAUCCUCAGGGUAUGAUAGUCUUCAUGGCUCCCACCAAGCCUCUUGUUGCUCAACAGAUCCAAGCGUGCUACAACAUCAUGGGAAUUCCACAGCAGCACACUUGCGAAAUGACAGGAACCAUGUCUCCGGAAACUAGAGGAACUGCCUGGAAGACAAAGCGAGUGUUCUUCUUGACUCCUCAAGUGAUGUUGAAUGACUUAACUCGAGGGAUGUGCCCUGCAGAACGAGUUAAGUGUCUUGUGAUUGAUGAGGCACACAAGGCCCUGGGAAAUCACGCAUAUUGUCAGGUUGUUAGGGAAUUAUCAAAUUAUACCAACCAGUAUCGAAUUUUGGCCCUCAGUGCAACUCCUGGAAGUGACAUGAAAGCAGUUCAUCAGAUCCUGGUGAAUAUUCACAUCUCCCACGUGGAAUUGCGAAGUGAAGAUUCUCCAGAUAUCCAGCCCUAUUCCCAUGAGAGAAUUGUUGAGAAGGUGGUUGUCCCCUUGGGGGAAGAUCUCACCCUUAUUAGGGAUACAUUCCAUCAAGUUUUAAGACAGUAUGCCCAGAGGCUCAUAAAACAGAGCCUUGUCUUCACUCGAGAUCCUACCAACCUCACAAAAUUCCAGUUAUUGAAAGCACGAGAAGCAUUUAGGCAAGCUCCUCCACCACAGAUGCCGAGAAAUCAAUUUGGAAUCAUUGAGGGAGACUUUGCCAUCUGCAUGACAUUGUGCCAUGCAUCUGAGCUACUCCUCUUGCAUGGCCUAAGGCCAUUCUAUCACUUCCUGAAAGGUGUACUGGAUGGUGAGAAAGGGCAAGGACGAACAAGAACAGAGCUGCUGAGAAAUCCUAGUUUUCUUAAGAUGAUGGAGGACCUGGAAGGAAAAUUUAGUAGUGACAGGAAUGUCAUUAGACCAGGAGUCUUUUCUCAGUAUCGGGACAGUGUGCAUGAGAUCACAGAGAUGCUCAGCCAUUACCGUCCCCUAGUGAAGGCAAUGAGUUUUGUUGGCCAUUCUGGUGGAGCAGGUGGAAAGGGCCCCAAAGGUUUCUCUCAGAAAGAACAGAUGAUGGUAGUGAAGAAGUUCUGUGAAGGAGGGUAUAACACUCUUGUGUCUACAUGUGUUGGAGAAGAAGGAUUGGAUAUUAAAGAGGUUGAUCUCAUCAUAUGCUAUGAUGCUCACAAAUCCCCGAUUCGCCUUGUUCAGCGCAUGGGCCGUACAGGGCGGAAGAGGAAGGGUCGAAUUAUCAUGCUUGUUUCCAAGGGCAAGGAAGAGCAGGUGUACAACCAAGGCAUGUGCAACAAGAAGAGCAUCAACAAGGCCAUUGUUCACGGUGGACAGAAAUUGCAGAGUUAUCUCUAUUCAAGCAAUCCCCGAAUGGUUCCUCAAGGCCUCAACCCCAGUUGUCAUAGGAUGGAGAUGACAGUCCCAGAAUAUGAAUUCCAAGGCAAGGCAGGGAAGCAAAAGAUGUCUCCUAGGAAUUCGAGAAAUAUAGCUACAAUGAUGGCAGUGGCCAAUUCAAGGCGAAUGAUUAGCCAACUGCAGGCUUAUCUUAAUGAGGAGGACCUGGACCACUGGUCAAGAAACUUCAAGAUUCCACUGAAAGAAUACCUGUCACUUGACCGAAGUAUUUCAAAUACAUAUAUCUGCAGGGCAACAGGAACCUCUGAAGCCAAGAAGAAGUCACCUUCAAAAAGGGAGUUACGAGUGGACAAGUACUUGCCCUGGCAAACUACAUUGCAGAAACGUUUUCUCACUGGCCCUUCAACAACCAGUAAGAUCUUGACUGAGACCCUCACCUUCAUGGAUGUGCUCUCCACAGCUGGCAGUGAAACCUACAUGUUUGAAAUGCUCCCAUACCUUGAUAUGGAUGAUGUUUGGACAGAUCCAGGGAAGGAGGUGCAAGUGGAAACUGAGAAGCAACCAAGACAAGCUAAUAUGCAGAGCAGCUCUGUGAAACAAGAUUCAGCCAUUUUGAAGCUUGGGAAGCCUUCUUUGGAAGCAGUGCUUGAUGAUGUAGGAGAUUUUGAAGGAGAUGUGCAUAGAGAUGUCUUCAUUGUACCCUCCCUUCCCACUCAAGUUUGUACAUUCCAAGAAGUGAAGAUUUCUGGGAAAGAGCAUCAAGUCAAUGAUCUCUCAAGUGCUAUUCAUGCAUUCAUUGACCAUGUGUCUCAGUUCAAAGUGCUCAUCAAAUCCCCUCCUCCCUUGGUAGAUCCAAACACAAUGGAUGGAAGAGAUUUGUUGCCACCUGCAAUAAUUGACUCAAUUCUCAGCUGUGAGAGUCAGAUCUCCUCCCCUGUUGGCAGAGAUGCCAAAUAUUGUGUGGAUGAUGUGUUUUCACCACCUGUGAAGUCAACUUCAUCAAUGGCAUCACCCUCACCCAAGUUCAGGUCAUCCAGGAAGGGCAUUGUGUGUUCUACUCCCAAAGUCUUGCAUGUGACUCAAAUGGUCUUAGAUAAGACUUCAAGUGCCUUGGGUAUAAUCCAAAAUGCAUCCAAAAAUCUCUCAAGAUUUUGCCUAGAAUCUGACUCACUCUUAGGCAACACAGAUCUUAUCUGUGAUAUUUCAAGUGAUACAGUCCCACAAAAUGAGAGUCCUGUGCUUGUCAUUGAAAAGUCAGAUAUCUCAGAGGCAUCAGUGACAAAUGCUUGUCAAGUUGCAGUUAGUGAAGUUCACAGUAGAUCAAAAAGACCAGUGGAGAGCUCUCCAAAAGUUGACCAGAUGGAAGGUAAUGAUACAAACUUCAGUUUGGUAUUGGAAGAUUCUUUUUGUGAAGAUCUCCUAUGUGUCAGUCCCCCCAAACCUGAAUCCAUGCUAUCAGUCACACAGAUGAUCAAAAUUGUGAAUAAGUCUUCCAAUGGAAUAGGAUCUACAAUAUCAUCUAAUGCUUGUAUUGUUCGAGACCCUGAUGCUAGAUUCAAUCUUGUGGCUGGCUUCUUGGAGACCAGCUCAGAUGAAGAGGAAGAACAAGAGCUCAAAGAUAAAUUACAGCAGCAGAAUGUAGGACAUGAUGUUGGUGCUCCUCUGAAUCAAGGUGCAAAAGUGGCCAUCAUAGAACCCUUCAAAUGUUCCCCGAUCUCUAAGGUUGAGGAUGAGAGGUUGUGCAAGCUCUCAGUGAAGCGUUGCCUGGCACUGGAGGAAUCAGAUGAUGACAGCCCUGUGCAACGCAAGAAAUCUUGCAGGGUCCAGCGGCUCCAGCUUGAAUCUAGUCGUGAAAAUUCUCACCUGUCUGAGCCUGGAGCAAAUGAUGUAGAAGAAGAGCCAAAUGAAUUGGAUUCUGAUGAUUGGUUAUGGAGUGAUGUCAAGCCAGGUAGUGAAAAGGUGCAUAGAAACUCCCUGGUGCAUCAAUCUGGACAACACCAGCAAAAGCCAAAAAAAAAAUCUCGAAUUGCUCAAAGAAAGAGGAAGGAUAGAGAGAAAGGUGGAAGAGGCUUCAUUGAAGUGGAAGCUGAAGUUUCUUUUGAUGGAUCAAUCUGCAUAUCAUCAGAUGAGAGUGGAGGCAGUUCAUAUGAUGAAGAAGAUGAUACCCUUAUCAAUAACAACACACAGCUUUCCCAAGACUCAAUGAUAGACAUGCAGGCAGUCUACUUGAAGUCUGUUCGAAGUCCAGUUGGAGGAGUAGGAAAGUUCAAGCUGCAUCAUUAUGGAAAAAAUAAACCCAAAGUCAUGGAUUCUCCCUGGUCAUGUGAUGAAGUGGCUUCAUUUACUGAUGAAGAGGAUAGCUUCAUUGUGGGGAAUGAUGAAGUGGAAUACCUGACUGAUGAAGGCAAUGAUACCCUUGCCAUAGCUGAAGAAGGUUUGAAAAGUAAAAAGAGAAAGAGGAAAGUGAGGAGACGAGUCGCAAUUCCAUUGGACAGUUCAUUGGAAUCACCUGUGAAAUCACCAGAUAGGAAGAAAGGACGACUUUUGUGUCCCCACAAAGAAAGCAGCAAAGACAAUGCAAUGCCUGAUGAAGAUCAAUGUGGAGAAAAUGCAAGGAAUAUUGAAAGCAUUCACAUUGAAACUCUGAGGAAGAGCACAUGUUCUGCUGGGAAUGAUGCAGUCAAAGAGAAAUUGCCUGGUCAGAGAUUCAGGGAGGCUAAUGAAAAGCACCUGGGACCCCCAGUCAAUCAGUUUCAUCAUGGAGUGGAAUCUUAUGAACAAAAGAGUGAGACCCUUGGUACUUCAAGUAACAUGGACUUAGCAGAUACAUCAUUAGUUGACUGGCAAGCCUACGAAAAGAAUGUGAAUUCUGUGCUCACCCAAGUCACUCCAUUGGUUAUUCCCUCAAGUCAAGAAACCCUGAAGGUCCUGGUGGAGACUAGAGCUAUGAAUGCAGCUCCUAAGGUGGUUUCCUUAUUGAGGGUUAAAUUCCAUGCUGUGCCAAGUGUGGUAUCAAUGACGGGUGUGGACUAUGCCCUCAGUACCCGUGCUGGUGCUAUCAGGAAACUCUGGUCAGACUUCUGUAAUGGAUCACAGAAGCAGCGGAUUGUUUCACAACUGUGGGAUCUCUGCUUCCUGUUUGAUCGGCCCAUAUUGAUUGUGGAACAGGACAAGGGGAAGUUUGGUGACAAGCCUGCUGGGAGACUUCGAAGUAAGUAUGUAGAUAUGACCCUUGCUGCACUCACACAAACUCACAUCAGAGUUCUUCAUUCAGAGUCACAAGAGGAAACCAGUGAGCUGUUACAUGCCAUAUGUGAAUGGGAGAGAAAAAGUGGGCAUGGGUUGAAAUACUCUCUUGAGCUCACACCUCAACAGAAACAGUGGCUUGCAUGGUAUUUGAGUCUACCUCGUGUCUCAUAUCCAACUGCCCUCACUUUCCUCGACAAAUUUUCAUCUAUUUCACAUUUCAUCAAUUGGUAA